GUGCCUCAGCCGCAGGGGCCCGACGUUGGAAUGCGAAACUACAAGUUUUAUAUCGAAAACAAAGAUUAACAGUCUUCACUGUACCAUUUGGAAUAUAUUGACCGGGCUCAUCGGUUUUCGGAUAUGGCCCAGGACGCGGGAAAUCCUCUUCAGAGAUGUAUCUUUAGGGGAUGAGACGACGUCGGGUGAUUUGGCAUUUGCAGCUUUGGGCUUGCUGAGGCUCGGUGCUGGCUCAGGAUGGCACAGGGAGGCUCUCAGCUGGACUACCACAUCCUGCAGGACCUCAAACAGCGUUUUCCUGAGAUCCCAGAGGGGGUGGUGUCUCAAUACCUUCUGCAGAACAAUAACAACCUGGAUCUCUGUUGCCACCUGCUGGCUCAAGAGAGUAAUAGAUACUUGUAUGGAGACUUCCACCACAGUCCAGAGGAGGGACGCCUCAGUCAAAACCAUAUGCUGCAUAUUAGCUUGGGCUUCCCAGGUUCGGAUGCAGGCAAGACAAAUGGAGCGGCAGUGGGAGUAGGUCGAUCCUUAGUGCACAGCACUAGUGACAGUCAUAUUGAGCCCCAGCGCCCAAGCUAUCCAGAACCUCUCUCAGCCCCUGCAAACAUGGCCCCGUCCCCAGGUUACAAUCCUUUUUUCAUGACUGAUCAAAGUCGCUCAGCUAGCACUCCUACACCUCCACCAACCAUGCCGGGUAUGUCUCCAACCUACUCCCCUGGCUCGCGGUACACUAUGAACCCAAUAACUGUCACACUUUCACAAAGUAUACCCAGUGUUCCACAGGCCCUGCAAGUUACUCCAGGUCCCUAUGGUAGCAAUAGCAACACCACACUAUAUAUGCGCCCUUCGCCUUCCCAGAGCCCCCAGCCAGCACCCUGGCCCUCUUCUGGGACACCGGUGUAUCCGCAUCAGCAGUCCCCCUACAGUACUCCCACAUAUGGUUCACCUUAUAGCUCCCCACAGCAUCAAGUCCAGCCGCAGCCUCAGCACCAGCAAUAUGCCUUUCUCCCUAUUAGUUCUCCAACACUUCCCAGCAUGCCCUACCAUCACCAGCAGCAACCCCAGCAGCAGCAGCCAGUUUACAGGCCCUAUCACACAAAAAGCUCCCUCAAGAACCAAAUUGAGAUUACCUUUGAGGGACCGCGCCCUCGCAGCAGCUCCCCUGUACAUAGUCCCCACCCUCAGGGAAGUAUUUACAUGGCCACCAGCCCAUCGCCAAGCUCCCCCUCAAGGGGCACUAGUAUGACUGGACCAGGGGCAGGUUCCUUCCAUCCUGGAAUGUACCUCCAGCACCAAGGUCCUGCAAGACCUCGACCUGCCUCCUCCCCACAGCCAGGGCAGUCACCAUACACUUUCAAGAUCAAAGUAUCUCCAGGAGGACAGGCACAGAAACCUUCUAGCUCACCUCCUGUGGGAGAGUCUCUUCUCAACCUGGUAGACCACGGGGAGCGCAACGCUACACCUGCACCCAUCCUGCCCAUCUCUGCUUUGCCAGGAACUGUUGCCAGUCAUUUUGAGCAACUACCACGACGUUCAAGCUCAGGCUCUGAUGACUAUGCCUAUACACAAGCACUUCUGCUUCACCAACAAGCCAGGAUGGAGCGUUUGAUGAAGGAGCUGCUGUUGGAGAAGCAGAAAUUGGAGCAGCUAAAGGCUGAUGUCAACAACAUGGAAUAUGAUGCCCUGCAGAGACGUUUUCGACGAGUCAACUCCACAAGUCUUAUUCCCAGACCUGAAGAAAUGACCCGAUUGCGAACUCUGAACAGAAAACUUCAGAUUGAUAUCGACUGCACCCUGAAGGAGAUAGAUCUACUGCCAUCUAGAGGGAAGUUUGACCCAAAAACAUUAAGCAACUUUUAUGCUAACAUUCAGCCCGGUCCAGUUGUGCCACCUAAGCUGGGUAAAAAAGAAGAGGAGCAGGACUCCAAACCAGUUGUGGUACCCCAGAGGGAUGAAGACUUUGAAGGUGCCCAGUGGAACUGUGAAAGCUGCACCUUCCUCAACCACCCUGCACUCAAUCGCUGUGAACAGUGCGAGAUGCCGCGCUACACCUGAACUUCGCAUUGCAUUCUACUUCCCGGCCCAGCACCGUUAAUCCUUGGAUAGUAAAAUACCCAGUUCUUCAGACUCUGCAGCUCAGAACAAAGUUUUGCCCAUGUCGAGGUUUACUCCUUGUUAAUCACUAUGUAAGUCUCUCCAGCCUGCUGAGGAAGAGCCACUACCCCUCUCUGCCCACCUGUCCUGGUCUCCUCUCCUCAACUACCCCUGUGCACUUUGAUCUUUCUUUUUCUACUCAUGGAUGAUGAUGAUGAUGUCUUUUCCAGGAUGGCUGGAAAUCCUCUCAUGGUGAAGGUGUUAGGACUGAUGUGCUGCCAGUCUAGCAGCAGAAAUGUAAAAGCGAUUUAAGGAUUAAGAAAUGGAGCUAUGAUUUACCUGGUGAACAUUCCGUGGAAAACAAUCGACUGCCUUGUUUCCAUAUAUGCACCCAUUCCUGAACUGAAAAUUGAGGCACUUCAACAUUAAAACAGGAAUUUCAACUCCCUCUGGUAGUGGAUCAAUGAAACCAUUGGUAUACAAGGUCUGAACAAUGCAAAAUGUAGACUGUACACUGUAUCUGGCUCUGUAUGGGAGCUCGUUUCACUGAAUGAAUGCUACAAAGACUUGCAUAUCAGUAUAAUUCUGAUACUUUUAUGCAUAUUGUGUAUUGCCUGUACUGUGUUUGGAAGAUGUUGAGUUCCUGUGCAAAUGCCUCAACUUGCUGUACUUAUAAAAUAAAGGAGCUGAUUCUAUGUGAUUUGACCAUGUAGAGCUGGUAUGUUUUUAAAGGGUCAUACAUCAAAUAACUCAAAA
This is a messenger RNA of Thalassophryne amazonica, 2850 nucleotides long. RefSeq names its product TGF-beta activated kinase 1 (MAP3K7) binding protein 3 (gene tab3). Gene Ontology annotation, molecular function: ubiquitin binding. The transcript is spliced from 7 exons. Gene Ontology annotation, cellular component: extracellular exosome. The coding region runs from base 238 to 2055 and encodes 605 amino acids. The record is from RefSeq and is a predicted model, not a curated record. NCBI's taxonomy places the organism in Eukaryota, Metazoa, Chordata, Actinopteri, Batrachoidiformes, Batrachoididae.